Messenger RNA from Macrosteles quadrilineatus (aster leafhopper), 3897 nucleotides. RefSeq lists its product as uncharacterized. Gene Ontology annotation, molecular function: zinc ion binding; nucleic acid binding. The record is from RefSeq and is a predicted model, not a curated record. The transcript is spliced from 2 exons. NCBI's taxonomy places the organism in Eukaryota, Metazoa, Arthropoda, Insecta, Hemiptera, Cicadellidae. The coding region runs from base 1 to 3897 and encodes 1298 amino acids.
AUGGCUACCAGAUCAAUUUCACUCUCAAACUUCAACAAAUCAACCCUUCUCAUACAAAAUUCUUUUGAAAAGAUUCUCAAAUCUGUACAAGAGCUUGAAACACUUUCCCCCUCAAUCUUGUCAGUGAUACAAAUCAGAACUUUAAACAACUUCUCGAACCAGUUAGAAAAGAAACAUGAAGCCUAUGAAAAUUACCUGGAAAGAGCCUUGGAACAUAUAUCAGAAGAAUUAGAUUUGGAUGCAGUAAGUGACACUGAAGACAAACUGCGACUGCUAUUCGUCGAAGCCAAGUCUCGAAUUGAAGCCCUUCUCCAACAGCAGCCGCAAGAUGUUCCAGAAGAAAGUAAAGAUUCAACAAGAAUUAGUGACAUCUCAGCUUCAUCAUCUGCUCACGUAAGACUCCCAAAACUAGACCUCAUCACGUUUGAUGGUUCUCCUCUACAGUGGGUAAGUUUCAUCAACUUAUUUGACACUAGCAUCCAUCUGAAUGAAAGCAUUUCAAACGUCACUAAAUUUCAAUAUCUUCUCAGCGUGCUCAAAAAUGAACCACUAAAUCUCGUAAAAGCUUUCAGUAUCACUUCAGCCAAUUACUCAAUUGCCUAUCAGCUCCUCAGAGACAGAUACCACAACACCCGAAGGUUAACUACACUUCACCUCAACAAACUGAUCGACCUACCGGACAUUUCCUCUACCUCAAACAAAUGUCUCAGAACGUUCCUCAACUUGUUUUAUGAACACACAGAAGCACUUAAAGCUCUUGACUGUGACAUUACUUCUAACUCUAACCCUCUGUUGUCCACCAUACUCUUACGAAAACUAGACAAUGACCUUCUAAAACAACUAGAGGCUUUUAGAAUUAAUAUAAAAUGCGAAACACAUUCUCUACCAGAAGUAGUCGAAAUAGUCAAGUUUCUUAAUCAAGAGUGUAACCAAAUGGAAGACGCUGUGUUACAUACCAAGUUUGCUCAAAGUACGAACAACCACAAUUCAAAUUUUAAACCCAAAUCUUUCACAUCCAAGCCCUCUUUCAUUCAAGCUCAGAAAGUUACAAUGGUCUCUACUCCAACUCCAUCAAAUCAAGACAACUCAAAAAAUCCUUUCUCAUUUCCCUGCUUUGUCUGCUCAUCAACUGGCCACAAGGUUUAUGCUUGUCCUAGCUUUCUCUCUCUUUCUUCAAAUGAACGUUUUAAAACCGUAAAGGACAACAACAGAUGUGUCUCUUGCCUCGGAAAACAUGAUGUUAAAACAUGUAAGUCUAAAGCAUCUUGCUUCAAAUGCCACAAACGUCAUCACACCUUACUUCAUUUUGAACAUGACAAGACAUCUCAAGGUUCUACAUCAUCACAACCAUCAACCACUUAUGUUUCGAAUGAAAAACCUACCGUAUCUCUUUGCUCACAGGAAGCCAGUCCUGCUAAUCAAAUCCCUAAAACUGUAAUUUUAGGCACAACACUGGUUAAAGUUACUGCUCAAAAUAACGUUUCUCAUGUGUUCAGAGCAUUGAUUGAUAGUGGCAGCAUGUGUGAUUUUAUUAGUGAAAAAGCUGCUCAACUACUGAAUGCACCUCGUUUCAAAUCCAACUUACAAGUAGUUGGUCUUUCUCAAUCUCCAACUCUCACAAAGGGUAUUGUGAACCUCACUGUUAACACACUGGCAGGAAAAUUAGUUGCAUCCAACCAAGUGCACAUACUUGAUAAAAUAUCUGUCAAUCUCCCUAGAUCUCAAAUAUCACAAAGAGUUCUAUUGAAAGUAAAACCUUACCCCCUUGCUGAUCCCAGCUUCCACUUAUCAGGGCCCAUUGACAUGCUGAUCGGAGCUUCUCUCUUCCCUCUUCUUUUAACGAAUGAAAACUAUUCUCUCGGCCCUAACAUGCCUAACAUGAUGGGAACUCACUUUGGCUUUGUUGUUAUGGGGAAUGCACCUUGUUCAACCGAUUCCCAGCCUGCCAACACUCCAUCCAUCUCUCUGCUCUCAACGGUUGACAACGAAUUGCAUAACUCUCUACAGAAAUUUUGGAAAUUAGAGGAAUUAUCUGUACCCUCAAAGAUAUCGGUUGAAGAGCAACAGUGUGAAGAUCUGUUUAAAGCUACCCACUCUAGGGACGAAAAUGGCCGUUACUUAGUUCAGCUACCAUUUAAAGAAAAUCAUCCACCUUUAGGAUCUUCCAAACUCAUCGCAGAACGACGUUUUCACUCACUUGAACGACGUUUUACACUCUCUCCUGAUUUGUAUAAAUCUUACUCUGACAAUAUAAAUGAACACAUCUCUCAAGGUCAUAUGGUAAAACUACCUCAUCUAGAUAUCAACUCUCCUCACUAUUUCUUGCCACACCAUGCAGUUGUGAAACCAUCCAGUACCUCAACUAAACUCCGAAUCGUUUAUGAUGCAAGCUGCAAAACCAGCUCUGGAAUUUCCCUCAAUGAUUCUCUCAUGACCGGCCCUAAAUUACAGACCAACAUUUGUGAUAUAUUGCUACAUUUCAGAAUACACAAUAUCGUUUUCACUUGCGAUAUUCGCCAAAUGUAUCUUCAAAUCUUAAUCAAACCUUCCGAUCAACUGUUCCAACUCGUCUUGUGGCGUGACAAUCCCUCUGAAGAUAUAUCCACAUACAAACUCACUCGAGUGACUUUUGGAGUAAAUAGCUCACCCUACUUAGCGAUUCGUACCCUCCACCAGUUAGCUGAAGACGAAGGUAAAGACUUCCCUGAAGCAGCAAAUGUCUUGCGCACUCAGACUUACGUAGACGACAUUGUAACUGGAGCAGACACGGUAGAUGAAGCAAAGAACCUUCAAAAUCAACUCAUUCAACUACUCAACCGUGGACACUUUGAACUUCGAAAAUGGACUUCAAAUUCUCCCGAGCUUCUUCAGUCUCUUCCAGACACUCAUAAAGACUCUCCAGUCUUUCUUGAAAAUACACCUGAUCCCCAUUUCUCAAUUCUUGGCCUACACUGGUCUCCAGACUCGGACAAUUUUUCAUUUCAUCUCAACCUACCGCCAAAAACACUAACUAAACGUCACGUUCUCAGUCUAGUCGCUAAAAUAUACGAUCCUUGUGGAUUUCUUAGCCCAUGUACUAUGACAGCGAAAUGUUUUAUUCAACUUCUCUGGACGACCGGUCUACAAUGGGAUGAACCUCUCACUCCAGAACUUAGUGCAAUUUGGAGUAACUUUAUCUCAGCGAUACCAGCACUUGCAGACAUUCAGAUCCCUAGAGCAUUGAAAAUCUCUCCAAAUUCUAGUGUUGAACUUCACGGCUUCUCAGACGCCUCUGAACGUGGGUUUUCAGCUGUUGUCUAUGUACGAUGUUCCCAACCCAACGGAGAAGUGACUACACGUAUGGUUUUAUCUAAAACUAGAGUCGCCCCUCUCAAGAAGGUGACUCUUCCACGAUUAGAACUCUGCGCUGCCCACUUAUUAGCUCAACUCGUAAACUUCUGUUGUUCUUCAUUCAAACCCUUAAUUUCACUCAACCAAUGUUAUUUGUGGUGUGAUUCUUCAGUAACCUUGACAUGGCUUCAAACUCCAUCUUACAGGCUGAAAACAUUCGUGGCUAACAGAGUCGCCCAAACACAAGAACUUGUCCCCUAUCACUGUUGGCGUUACAUCCCUAGCAAGGAAAACCCUGCUGAUUGUGCUUCAAGAGGUAUUCUAGCCACUGAGCUUGUGUCUCACCCCCUUUGGUGGUCAGGGCCUUCUUGGCUUUCUCUUCCCCCUUCAAACUGGCCUGAUGAAACAAAAGUUAAGUCAACAGCUAAACACGCGCGUAUUCCAGUAAUAAUCGCUAGCGACUGUGUCUCCGUCUGCUCCAGGAGCAGUGGUCCGCGUCAGACGCUAGCGUCUCAGUUACAGACGCUGGCGGCUGUAGCGAUAGACGCUUCUGGCAAAAUAGACUAA